This is a messenger RNA of Bombina bombina (fire-bellied toad), 2258 nucleotides long. RefSeq names its product leukotriene B4 receptor 1-like. Gene Ontology annotation, biological process: G protein-coupled receptor signaling pathway; immune response. The transcript has a single exon. The record is from RefSeq and is a predicted model, not a curated record. Gene Ontology annotation, cellular component: membrane. Bases 315 to 1346 code for a protein of 343 amino acids. NCBI's taxonomy places the organism in Eukaryota, Metazoa, Chordata, Amphibia, Anura, Bombinatoridae. Gene Ontology annotation, molecular function: G protein-coupled receptor activity.
AUAUUCAUUUUAUAGAAAGCUCCCUCUGUUUCUCUAACGUUCUUUAUGAGAUAUUAUUAUAAACUAAUGCAAUUUGUUUUUACUAGGAAACCUGUAAACUUAAUGGAAUCCAUGCCAGAAGAGUGAAUCCCUACACAGAGAUGGUUGUUUAAAGUUCUUUGGUAAUACAAUGGAUUAUAUUAUUUGAUAUUCACUUGCGAAGUAAUUCUUCUCCCUACCACUGUGAAGUUUCUGUGUUUGGAAUAAGAAUUAUCUGCCAAUAGACUUUCAGCAACUUUUGGAGGAAAAAAUUUAAAUUCGUUAUAGUGCUGAUAAUGUCAUCAAAUAAUCAGACCUCAGAGAUGGAAGAUCUAAGUCCAGAGAGCAUUGCUGCAUGCAUUGUAUUGUCUUUGGCAUCCGUUAUUGGGAUUCCAGGGAAUCUGGUCGUCAUUUGGAGUAUCUGCGGUAUUCUAAAAUCUUGCUCCUGCACUACCAUUUUGAUCUUAAAUCUUGCUUUUGCAGACCUCAUUGUCCUGGCUACAUUACCAAUCUGGAUUUACUCCUUUGCUGACCACUGGGUGUUUGGGGUCACAUUCUGCAAGGCUCUAGUAUACCUAAUCUACUCAAGCAUGUAUGUCAGUCUUUUUCUCAUCACAUUAAUGAGCAUUGAACGCUAUCUUGCUGUUUUUCAACCUUUUGCCCUACAGAAGUGGGACAGGCAGAAGGUAUUUCUGAAAGUCAUCAUAAUCAUCUGGAUACUGGCAGCAAUGUUUGGCAUUCAGAUCCUCCCAUUUCAAAAAACCCAUGAGGUAGAAGGUAGACUGCAGUGCACCUUACGUGACUACAAAUCAAGUGGACAGAAGAUAGCCUGUCUUGUCUUUGAAACUCUAUUUGGAUUCUUCAUUCCGUUUGGCAUUAUCUGUACCUGCUAUGUCUGCCUGAGGAUGAGGAUACAAAAAAUUAAUUAUAAAGCUAAGCAAAAGUCUGAUGCUUUAAUCGCAAGUGUCAUUAUAGCUUUUUGCCUUUGCUGGAUUCCCCACCACAUUUGCAAUCUUCUGGACAUUUUCUCAGUCCUGUUUGAAACUUCACAUCCAGAUCUCUCAAGUACUCUUGAAGAAAUUACAGAAACAGGCGCAACCAUUUCAGGCGCUUUGACGUUCCUUAGCAGCUGUGUGAACCCAAUAUUAUAUGCUUUUGCGGCACGUAAGUUUCGCAGCCAUACAAGGUUCAACCAGUUGGUCAAGCUGUUUGAGAAUGUGGCAACUUUAGAACCAUCCCAGAACCCAAAGAGGGAGACAGAAGGAACACAGACUGACAACAGCAACGACAUGGGUGUGAUAGAACUACAGGACAUCCUAAAACUAUAGGAUAGACGCUUUUCUUAGGUAUUUCACAGUCAUGGUGGUAAAAUAGGCUAAAUCCAAAAUCAUGUGAAAAGAGUGAGAAAAUAUCUCAAAAAUGACUUAACCAAUUCACUUUUUUAUUUCUAAUUAUUUGUUUCUGCUUAACAAACCAAACACAUACACCAAAUGUAAAGUUGUCAUUUGCCAAGUAUUUCAACUGGCAAGCCAGUAAAAAUUGACCCUUAAAUGUCUAGUUUUUAGCUCCUCUGAACAGUGGAAAAUAUCACAUAUGACACAAAUAAAAUGACAUAACGCAUUCAAAAAAUGCUCAAAUUUGUAAGAACAUUUUUUUUGUUGCACUAUUGUUUGCACAUAAGUAUCGGGUUGAUCACAAUCCUUUAGAAAAGCUUAUGAAAUAAAUUAUGUACAAAAAUUCCCAUAGACUAUGAUGGGGUAUUUUGUAGAAAAUUGUUGAAAAAAACUUUUCUAAAGGAUUGUGAUGGACUCCUAUAUAUUCAAUUUCUUCAAAGGGGUUAAAAAAUAGUUAAAGUCAGGGGUUAAACACGCAGUUAUAUGCAACCAACAGAGAAAUAAUAAAAUACAAUAACACUUUAGAACAUUUCCUUGUUGCAUUUUUAUGCUGCUUUAAAAUGCGAUGUAACUUCUUCUUUUUUUUUUAAUGUGUUUCUCUCAACACAUGGGUUAUUCUCAAAAUAACUGUGUGUUACCAACAGCCAAGGGAAUAAACUCAUUACUCUGUGAAUGUUACUAGCACUGAAAGGAAAGAAAAAUGGCUGCACCACCCAAAGACUUUAGACUUAUAAUGCACAUAUCUUUUAAGACUACCUACGCAUGCAUGUAAAACCAUUUCAUUAUAUCCAAUGAUUUGUAUUUUCUUUUUAUAAAGGGUCUUAUGAAAACCAGUAUCAUAAAAUC